Molecule: messenger RNA, 576 nt
Organism: Ustilago hordei
Lineage: Eukaryota; Fungi; Basidiomycota; Ustilaginomycetes; Ustilaginales; Ustilaginaceae
Exons: 1
Coding region: 1-576 (191 amino acids)
Biological process (GO): translation
Cellular component (GO): ribosome; mitochondrial large ribosomal subunit
Molecular function (GO): structural constituent of ribosome
Source: RefSeq, a predicted model, not a curated record
AUGGCUUCUCUUGUCCGCAAAAACCUGCGCUCAGCGCUUCGCUACGCCUCUUCAUCCUCCGCGCCCGUUGCUUCCAGCAGCAAAGUUCAACUGACCCCAACUCUCGCUCGAUACAACUCCACAUCUUCAACUCCUUCCUCAUCGGAACCCACACCUUCUGAAGAACCCUCGUCAAAUGGCCCAACUUCAGUCAAAUAUAGCUACUUCGUCCCUCGUGUCGGAAAAACCCUCGACUCCUUCCCCGUCUACACCGACAUUCGCAAUGGCGGCACUCGCACAAUCACCGAGUUGCGCAAAAUCCAAGGUUCAAUCGAAGACCUCAAAACAGACCUCUCCGUUUUUCUCGCUGAAACAUACGCCACUGCAGAUCCAGAACUCAACAAUGUUGAAUCGCCGUUGAAGGUGAACAAGAAGCCUUUGAGACCUAGAGCAGGGAGGAAAUUGGUGGAGAAGACUGGAAACCCUACUUAUAUGGAUCCCGUUCAAACAGGAAAAGUGCAGGAGAGCGGAAAGUUGAAGAUCCGAGGGAACAGGGUUGAGGAAGUGAAGGCUUUUUUGAAGUCUAGAGGGUUCUAG